Molecule: messenger RNA, 2488 nt
Organism: Amphiprion ocellaris (clown anemonefish)
Lineage: Eukaryota; Metazoa; Chordata; Actinopteri; Pomacentridae
Gene: fam167b
Product: family with sequence similarity 167 member B
Exons: 2
Coding region: 71-634 (187 amino acids)
Source: RefSeq, a predicted model, not a curated record
AUCUCCAAACUGCCACAGCAGUGAGAGAGAGUCUGACGUGAAUCCCCGAGGUUGAGCCACUGCCGCGCCGAUGGAUUUUAAAGAGUUUGGAGACGAGUCUUCCGAGGGAAACACGGAGGAUCUGGACAGCCUGAAAGCGCUGACGGAGAAGCUGAAGUUACAGACCCGCAGACCAUCCUAUCUGGAAUGGCAGGAGCGAGUCCAGAGUGGACCGUGGAAGGAAAGGAAUUCAGCAGAGAGCCCGGACUCUGGAGGACAAGUCGUUUCCAUGCCUGCACUCCUGAAAAAUGAGAAGUCAGAGCUGGUUGUGCGCAACAUCUGUGGCUUUGAUACUAUUGAUGAUGCUUUGGAGUUUCUGAGGAAAGAGCUGAGGGAGAUGCAAGUUCAGGACAACCGUCUGGCCCGCCAGCUCAUCCGUCUGCGAGGGGAGAUCCACCGGCUGAAGGUGGAGCAGGUGUGCGAUCGUCACAAGGAGAUGCUGGACGACGCCACGUACGAGCUGGAGGAGUGUGGAGAGGAGUCGGACCUGCUGUGUGACAUCCCCAUGAAGGCUGCCUUCGCCCUGUCCACCCCUCUCAAACACCUGGGCCUCACCAAGAUGAACAUCAACUCCAGACGUUUCUCACUGUGUUAAAAAAACCACAAGCCUUACUCACACUACUGAGGAUGUGCCUCCUCUGUGUUUGUGUAGCCGUGUAAUUAGGGUUGUUUCCUCUUUGGGAGGUGUUGUGAGGUCAGAGUGAAGAGUGGCUGCCAGAUUCUGGUGCCAAGAGUAAAAAAUGUAAUGUGUGCCUUGGCUUGAUAUGUGUGAGGAAGCCUCUGUGUGCAGGCCUGUAGGGGCACACACCUUUACUACCAACACAGCUUCCUGCUGGACGGCGUCUGGGCUGCUCUGCUGUUGACUCAUCUUCACACAGUGCAGAGUGGAUCAGAGAGAAUGAGUGAAGGCUAGACUGAAAUGUGAAGUGGAACGAGCAUUAUGUGAAAUAUCACAUAGUAGCAAGGUCAUUAGGUGUCGCCAAAACAAAGUUUCACGUGUGUCAAAGAAGUGCACAGGGAGAGUAGAACUGUUUUGGUGAAAUAGUGUCAUAGAAGUAAGAAAAUGCUAACUCUGGGACACAAAACGGAGACUUUUCAGACCGGUCACAUUGCUUUGCAUCAGUGGUUCCCAAUUUUAUUAAAUAAUGUUUUUUAUUCAUACAGUGCUAAUUCACAACAGAAGCCAUCUCAGGGCAUUCCUCAUGGUAAGAUCGAGACCUUAUGACAGUAUGCAAUGGAAAGAAAGCCAACAGUUCCCUUUGAGUAGCUUUUUAGCAACAGUGGGAAGCAGAAAAAAAUACCUUCCACCUAGUAACAAUCUCCACCAGAAGCAGGCUUGGAGAGGACAGCCAUCUACCUUGAAGCAGUUAAGGUGAUGCUAAAGCGGAGAGAAAUAAGGAGAGCAGAAACAAAAAGCACAUAAGAGAGCAAUGGACACUGGAGAGGUUGGUGAGACCAGUAACAAGUGCAGAAGAUACCUGCAAGGAGGACAAAACUAAACAUCUAAAGGAGAGAGGAGACACAAAGUUAGUGAUAUUCAGUGGUGGCAUAUACUAUGGACAGAGAGUGAAGGAGAUGAGCGUAGAGAAGAGGUGCUCAGUGCAUCAUGGGAAGUCUGCCAGCAGUCUGGCAGCAAAACUAAGUGAUGGAUCAAAGUCACCUGAGCAGCUCUAAGUAUAACUUAACUAAGUCAUAAUGCUGAUCUGAGAGACCUUGAGGCAGUUAACAGGAUAACAAACAACAAAACCCCCAGAUGUUUCCUUUCAAAUUAUAUCAUUUCAAUUCAAAACUCUGGCUGUAGUGGUUCCAUGCAGCGAUGAAGAGCCACAAUCAGACAGGCAUUGCUUCAGUUUAAGAGGUCAAAAGUGUAAAAGUUGGGAGCCACAGCUAUGAUGAAAUCAAAAAGUAUGAUGGCAGUGCUUCUGAAAUGUUCAGCAGCACUUUAGAGUAAACAGAGUCCUUUAAUACAAAAACAUGCUGGAAGCCCUCAUGAGGCCAUUGUCUCUCCCAGUGACCUCACAGGAAGCAGGAGGUCACACUCCAGCAUUUUUACACCUCUUCUUCACAAACCAAAAAUAUCCCCGUAGGCUCUCCGAUGCAGUGACAAGACCCAGGAGGCUGUGUGCCUCAUGCAUUUUGCAUUUUUCAUUACCAUGUCCAGAUGCUGCAGAGAACAGAUUGCAAGCUAUAUAUGGCUGGACAGAGACCAAGUGUAGGUUGUUGCUCAGUGGAAAAUGUAGUACAAGAUAAAUGAUUUGUUAUCUAGCUCAGUAAAAACAAGGGAGAAGAAUGAAUGUUUUGUUUUUUACAUUUGGAUGUGUAAAUGUAUAAAACUUUUAAUGACAUUUUUAUGACUGUAUGCACAUUGUUAAAUCGUGCUACUGUAAUAUGAAUAUGAAUGUACCAACCUGACAAAUGAAUAUAAAAGCAACAUGCCAUAAAAUCUAAA